Messenger RNA from Petromyzon marinus (sea lamprey), 4390 nucleotides. NCBI's taxonomy places the organism in Eukaryota, Metazoa, Chordata, Hyperoartia, Petromyzontiformes, Petromyzontidae. The record is from RefSeq and is a predicted model, not a curated record.
AUGGGUGAGGUGGUCGACGAGGUGGUGCUGGAUGAGGUGGUGGACGAGGGGGAGAAAGGGGAGCCGGCAAUUCCAGGAUCAAGAGGACCUCCUGGAUUUCCUGGCGCCCCAGGGUUUGGGAGCAAGGGAGAAGCCGGGCAGCCCGGCCUGCCUGGCAGAGAGGGCUCUCCAGGGAAAGACGGUGAACGAGGAACACCAGGAAGAGACGGAUCUCCAGGCUCCUCGGGCCAGCCCGGGCUUACAGGUGGACCUGGGCCUCAGGGUCCCAAGGGAGAUCGGGGAUUUCCAGGCCCUCCUGGAAAUGUGGGUGUUGGAAUAGCGACUUUGAAAGGUGAUCGGGGCCUACCCGGUACGCCGGGACGUCCCGGCAGUACAGGCCAACCAGGUCCACCUGGCUUUCCUGGCCAACCCGGGUUACCCGGCUACGCUGGGCAGACACAAGCGGGACCCCCCGGCUUGCCCGGGGAGAGGGGCUCCAAGGGGGACACCGGGGUACCCGGCCUGGGGAUCCCCGGGCCCAGCGGGAGGCCCGGGACCCCAGGGCCUCAAGGCCCCGUGGGCCAACCUGGAGACUCGGGCCCGUGCGACCGCGGAAUCCCCGGCAGGCCCGGUGACACCGGCCAGCCGGGACGGCCUGGGCAGCCGGGGAUCAGAGGUGAUAAGGGUGACACGUGUGUAAAUUGCCAGAGCCCAUUCCCUCCCAGCGUCCCCUCUACACAGGGGCCCCCAGGGCCGCCUGGAGCCCCUGGGCAACCAGGUUUCCCCGGAACUCCGGGCUUCAAGGGCGACGUGGGAACCCCAGGCACCUCUGGGCCAAGGGGUCCCCCCGGUAUCCCCGGCCCCGUGGGGCGUCUGGGUGCCCCGGGGCUCAAAGGGGACCCAGGAUCUGCGUUCCCCGUGCCGGGUACCAAGGGCGACGAAGGGGACCCUGGGAGGCCGGGGAUCGACGGACGGCCCGGGAACCCCGGGAGGCCUGGGGUGGAUGGGUCCCCCGGGUUCCCGGGGUCUAAAGGGGACCCUGCCCCGUUUGGACUGAAAGGGGAGCAGGGUCCACCGGGCCCCCCGGGAUUUUCGUCAUCGCCGGGGCUACAGGGCCCCCCGGGACCCCCAGGGAUAGGGUUCCCUGGCCCCCCCGGCAUGAAGGGGCCGCAGGGGGUCCCGGGCCGGCCGGGUGCCCCAGGGACUCCCGGCGAGAAGGGAGACCCCGGCUUAACCAAGACUGAGCCUGGGCCCUCAGGGCCUGCAGGACCCCCUGGGGGACAAGGACCCCCGGGGUUCCCAGGGACCCCGGGAUUCGAAGGGAGUCCAGGGACCCCGGGGCAGCCGGGGCCCAAAGGGGAUCAGGGACUCCCUGGCAGGGGGGUCCCUGGAGGACCUGGACCCAAAGGCUUCUCGGGUACCCCGGGAACUCCCGGAAACCCCGGGGGGCCCGGCACGCCGGGACAGGGUGGCAAUCCGGGCAGCCCCGGAUUCCCCGGCAUCAAGGGAGACCCCGGCUUUGGCACCCCGGGACCAUCGGGAACCCCAGGGCCCCGUGGGGUCCCCGGGCCCCCGGGCCUGAAGGGGGACCCCGGGCUACCGGGACAGGGGGCCCAACCCGGGCGACCCGGGGCGGAUGGAACGCCGGGGCCCAAGGGCGAUGCAGGGUUCCAGGGGAGGCCCGGUCAACCGGGGUCACCUGGUACCCCUGGCAGGGGCUCUCCUGGAGCAACGGGGACCCCAGGACCAUCGGGUCCACCCGGGACCCCAGGUUUCCCGGGGGGCCCUGGCGCCAAGGGGGAGCGAGGCCCCCCAGGACUGGGGGGCCAGGGGUCCCCGGGGGACCGGGGAACGCCGGGACCCCCCGGGCCCCAGGGGCAGCCGGGUCAGCCGGGCAGCGGAGGGAGGUCGGGGCAGGAUGGACAACCAGGGAGGCCCGGAGGUAAAGGUGACAUGGGGGUCAUGGGCCUACCAGGGCCCUCGGGUCCCAGCGGCCUCCCGGGGACCCCAGGGUCACCCGGUCCCCCAGGUUUUGACGGACGCCCAGGUGACCCAGGGAUCCCUGGUUACGCCGGGGGACCCGGAGAGAAAGGGGACCGUGGGUUUCCAGGUCAACCGGGGGUCAGGCCCAACGUCACCGACCUAAGGGGACCCAAGGGGGACAGAGGGUCCCCAGGACGGGAUGGGGGCCCAGGUCCCCCAGGAUUUUCGGGGUCUCCUGGGAACCCCGGAUCCCCAGGGUCCCAGGGACUCCCCGGGCCGUCAGGAUCCCCAGGUGUGAAGGGUGAGAGGGGGUUCCCGGGUCAGCCUGGCAGCCCCGGGCAAUCCGGAGAGAAGGGGGAUUCGGGAGAGCUUGGGAUACCAGGACCCCCUGGCAGUAUCGGCGUCCCUGGGGCUGCGGGGUCCCCGGGGUCGCCCGGGUCCCCCGGGUUCGCAGGGUCCAAGGGGGCCAAGGGGGAGCCCUCUCCACCCGGACUGGGAUUCCCCGGCAGGGCAGGAGAGAAGGGCGACCCAGGAUUCCCAGGGUCACCAGGGACCGGGACUCGGGGCUUGCCGGGGUCACCGGGUCAGCCGGGGUCACCGGGAUUUACCGGCGCCAAGGGGGAGAAGGGGUCAGAUGGACGGCCAGGAGGCCCAGGGUCCUCAGGACCCAAGGGAGCUGCCGGAUUCCCUGGGAGAGACGGACAACCAGGAUCUCCAGGACUCAUUGGACCUCCGGGUCAGCCGGGGUCGCCCGGAUUUCCUGGAAGCAAAGGAACUCAAGGCCGUGAUGGGAUCCCCGGUUCCCCCGGUAGCAAAGGGGACCCAGGGCCCUACGAUGCCGGUCUGCCAGGGCCUCCUGGAUCACCUGGAUUUCAAGGGUCUCCUGGUCUCCCCGGGUCUCCCGGAUCGUCGGGCCAACCCGGCUUCCCGGGGUCAAAGGGCGACCCCGGACGUCAGGGGGGUCCAGGCCCCCCGGGACGCCAGGGCCCAGCGGGGCCCCCCGGGGAGAUCUACCCGGGCAUCAAGGGGGACCCCGGUCUGCCGGGACUCCCUGGGAAUCCAGGGCCCCCCGGCUCGCAGGGUCCCGUGGGCCUCCCCGGCUUCACGGGACCCCAGGGGGAGGUCGGUCCGCCUGGUCCCAGCGGCGCCUCCGGCUAUCCGGGCCCCAAGGGGUCACCCGGGAUCGCGGGGAUUCCGGGUUCCCCUGGGCUUCCCGGGUUUGACGGCCCCAAGGGUGAACGAGGACCCCCCGGGAUUUCCGGCUUCAUUGGUGCUAAGGGCUCCCCUGGCAGCCCCGGGCAGAAGGGGAACGUGGGUCCCACCGGCCCUUCUGGGCCUUCUGGCCUCCCAGGCCGUGCAGGGGCACCUGGCAGCGCUGUCGGCGGUGUGCCGGGCCCUGGCGGACCCCCAGGACCUGUGGGACCCCCUGGGGUUAGCGGAUUGCCGGGAUCACCGGGGCCACUGGGUGUUCCGGGCGUCUCCGGCGACCCUGGGGAGGAUGGCAACCCGGGAUUUGACGGCUUCCCCGGAGAGAAAGGGGACCCGGGGUCAUCGGGGGGGCCCAGGCCCGCACGGAUACCCCGGGAGCAAGGGGGACGUGGGAUUCCCCGGACCCCCGGGUACCCCUGGAGUCAUCACGGGAUCCAUGCGGCGGACGCGGCACGGUUCAUGAUUUCACGUCACUCGCAGAGCACGGAGCUCCCGACAUGCCCCCAGGGAACGACGCUGAUCUACACCGGCUACUCGCUCCUUUACUUGCAGGGAAAUGAACGCGCGUACGGACAGGACCUGGGCACGCUGGGCAGCUGCCUGCCCCGCUUCAGCACCAUGCCGUUCAUGUUCUGCGACGUGAGCGCCGUCUGCAACUUCGCUUCGCGGAACGACUACUCCUACUGGCUGUCCACCAGCCAGCCCAUGCCAGCCAGCAUGGCGCCCGUGUCGGGGCCUCAGAUACAGCCCUUCAUCAGCAGGUGUGCGGCGUGCGAGGCUCCUGGGCUCGUCAUCGCCGUGCACAGUCAGUCGGUGCGCCUGCCCAGCUGCCCCGGGGGCUGGGACACGCUGUGGAUCGGAUACUCGUUCGUCAUGCACGUGAGCGCGGGUGCCGAGGGCUCCGGGCAGCCGCUGUCGUCCCCGGGCUCGUGCCUGGAGGAGUUCCGCCCCGCGCCCUUUGUCGAGUGCCACGGCCGCGGCACGUGCAACUACUACACCAACUCCUACUCCUAUUGGCUCGCCGACAUCGACGCGCGCCACAUGUUCCGGAUUCCUCAGCCGGAGACGCUCAAGGCCGGAGUGUUGGAGACCAAAGUUAGCCGCUGCGUGGUCUGCAUGAAGCGAUAGACACGGAGACACACGGAGACACACGGAGACACACGGGGACACACGGAGACACGGAGACAGGGGGACAGGGGGACACGGAGACAGGGAGACA